GGGACAUAUCGUUGCUCUCAGGUCUCAUCUUACACCGCCACAGGACCCGCGCCCCAUUCACCCAAAACGGCAGCUGACGUUCAGAAAGCUGAGCUCACUCACCUUGAUGGAGAGCUCUUCCAAGCUUACAUAUCAAACAUCAACUUAGCUGCCCGACCGGUGUGGUGAACAAUAAUAGCCAUGGGUUCCAUUCAGCGCCUGCGGUGACCUGUCCAACGACCACGUUGGCGAUCCAGGCUCUUAAAGGUGUGGUGGUGUUGCGCUGUACAAAAAUAUCAUUCCUAGGUGAAGCCAGACCCAAGAAUGCUGCCCAAUGAUUGCCAGCAGGGAGUUCCGCGCUGUGAUAGAGUAUAACGACUGUUCUCCCGGACAGGAAAGAGUCCAAGCCAGUGCCAUAUCAUGUCUCAAUCCUAUGCACACCAUGGGUAGGAGAACCGCAGCCUUCGCACUUCGAGGCUUUGCGCCCCUUGCACCAUCAAUUUACGUACAAGACUCCCAAGUGGGCGUAAGGAACAACGACCUCAAUCCAGAAUCAUCUCCCUCCUUCUCACAGUCAUCAUUCUACCUCCCACCCGGCCCGGCAGCAGAAAGCAGUCGCCGGAGCCGGGAUACCCCACCACCAGACCUGAUCGUCCUCACGUCCUGGACCGGCGCGGCAUCCAAGCAUGUCGCCAAGUACACGGCGUCCUACAAUGCUCUUUAUCCCGGUGUCCCCAUUUUGGUAAUCACCACAGUGGUCUCUGAUUUGGUGAUCCACUCAACCAGGCACAAGCUCAAAGCCCUUGCCCCAGCAAUCGACUACCUUCUCUCUCAAAAACUGUUCUGUGCCCCUCAGGGAUCCGCAGCAGCGUGGACGCCAUCUCCCAUCCCGUUCCAAGACCCGUCCUCUCUCUAUUCCACCCCCGCUAGCGAUACCAACAACAGCCCCUACACAUCAUCACCAAACCCCUGUUGCCAUAACAGCCAUACACCACCAUCAACAUCCUCCUCCACCACUCUCCGUCACAAAGUCCAACAACGAUUCACCUCCAUCCUACUCCACGCCUUCUCCGAAGGCGGCGCGCACAAAGCCGUGCUCCUCGCGCAGGCCUACCUCGCCGCGACGGGACACGCCGCCCGCCUGCCGCUGCGCGCACUGAUCCUGGACAGCGCGCCCGGCCGGGCCAACGACUACAGGCGGGCGACGAGGGCGAUCAGUCGUGCGCUGCCGGCGAGUCCGCUGGGUCGUCCGCUCAUCAUUGCGGCUGGAGUGGUUGGGUUGGUCUGGGCUUCGCGGUCACUUGGGUUGGGAGGUGCAGGUGGAGGUGGAGGAGGGGAGGAGGGGAGUGCUAAAAGGGGAGUAACCUUUGUUGAAGAGACGCGCAGGGCGCUGAAUGAUGAGCGGUUGUGGGAUGUCAAGCGGAUUGUGAGGACGUAUCUCUUUAGCGAAGGGGAUGAGGUGGUGUGGUGGCGGGAUGUGCAUGAUCAUGGGAUCGAGAGCGCUAUGGCUGGUGGUAGUGGUACGGGUAUGGGGGGUGAGAAGCAAGGCGGAGGAAGGGGGUUGGGCAGCUUGAUGGUCAGGUUCAAGAGGACUGAGCAUUGCGCGCAUGCGAAGGGGGAGGUGAAUGGAGCGCUGUAUUGGACUGCUGUCAGGGCUACGUGGGAAGCGACUAUGGACGGGGGGAUGGGGCUGCGCUUGGGAUUGGGGAGGCGGUUGAGUUUGGAUUCGCUUUAUUGUGCUGAUGAUGACUAGUGUAGCUGGCCUGGGAAGCCCUCGACUUACGCGACUGAGAGUAAUAGCCUCCGCUAUCGGUCUUAAGUUUACCUAUCUUGGCUACCUAUAGUAGUAGGUAGUUGCAAGGAGUGUUAACAUGUGCAGGCUUUCCCAGGCAAUCGUUUGGUAGUGAUUCUCAUCUCGAACUUCGUUUGAAUUGAGAUGAACUAGUCAUAAGAGUCGAUGACCGUCCUUGUUCACAAACGCGAGGCCCUUGGCCUUUUCCACGCAGUCGAGGAGU
Chaetomium strumarium is the source of this 1994-nucleotide messenger RNA. RefSeq lists its product as uncharacterized. Lineage: Eukaryota; Fungi; Ascomycota; Sordariomycetes; Sordariales; Chaetomiaceae. The transcript has a single exon. The coding region runs from base 314 to 1732 and encodes 472 amino acids. The record is from RefSeq and is a predicted model, not a curated record.